Messenger RNA from Fusarium verticillioides 7600, 3232 nucleotides. RefSeq lists its product as hypothetical. The record is from RefSeq and is a predicted model, not a curated record. Bases 647 to 3232 code for a protein of 861 amino acids. Gene Ontology annotation, biological process: glucan catabolic process. Gene Ontology annotation, molecular function: beta-glucosidase activity. Lineage: Eukaryota; Fungi; Ascomycota; Sordariomycetes; Hypocreales; Nectriaceae. The transcript has 7 exons.
ACGUCUCUCUCAGCUGAGAUUAUAAAGAUAAGACGAUUCACAACAUCAUGUCACUUGCAUAAAACAUGUGAACCAUCAUCACUUCUAAUAUAUUAUUCAUCGCACCACGUGUUUCUUACUUCCUUAUCUCUCUUCUCCCCCGGAAGCACCGGUGUCGUCUUCCGCUCUCACGGUCCGUAUAUACCGGCAUCCGUCGUCCUCAUCUCUGAAACAGAAAGACACAAGUUCCCUAUUGGGGUUAUUUCACCGGCCUUUUCAGCCGGUCCGUCUAAAUACAAGUACAAGCUGCGGGGCUAUCUCUGUCUAAUGCUUAUUAGUGAGCGGAUGCCUAUCUCGACGAAAUGCACAUUGAACCCUUGUUCCCUGCGAUCGCGAGCUCAAGUCAACUGAUUGUGCUGUUUUCUGCUUAUCCCGUUCGCCUCAUGUUGCUUGGCUGCAGAUGACCUUAUGUGCCGCUCGCGUACCGUUGCUUGCAGAUGGGAUGGUAUAAGGGAGGCUGCUAUCACAUUUUGGGUUUCUCGUUUGAUACACACUUCUUCUUUUCGUACCUCGGUUCAACUUUGCUGUGCUGUCUUUGUUCAACCUCGUAUAUUAGGCGUAGCAAGACGACAUCGUACAGGCCGGUUUUGACAUUUGCGGUAGCACAAUGAACGAUUCAAACACCCCUUCUACUCCUGAUACGGAGUACUCUCCUCCAUGUAGUCCCCAGCAAAAGAUUCAGCAUCUGAGAGAUACUCGCUCUGCAGCAAGAGAGAAGCUGGCGAGGCUGACGCUGGUGGAAAAGGUCUCACUCCUCACAGCUGCAGACUUUUGGAGAACGAAAGCUAUUCCUGAGAAGGGCAUCCCCUCGAUCAAGACAACUGACGGUCCCAAUGGUGCACGUGGUGGCAUCUUUGUUGGCGGCACCAAGGCUGCACUAUUCCCUUGCGGAAUCUCCCUCGCAGCAACAUGGAACAAAGAUCUGCUCUACCAAGUCGGGCAACAUCUAGCGCUCGAAGUUCGAGCUCGAUCAGCAGAAAUGCUUCUCGCUCCCACAGUCUGCAUGCAUCGUCAUCCCCUUGGCGGCCGUAAUUUUGAGUCUUUCUCCGAAGACCCCCUUCUCACUGGAAAACUGGCAGCGCAGUACAUCAAAGGUCUUCAAGACAGGGGUGUUGCAGCGACCAUCAAGCAUUUCGUUGGAAACGAGCAAGAGACCAACAGGUUGACGAUAGAUUCGCUCAUCACAGAGCGUCCUCUUCGGGAGAUCUACUUGAAACCGUUUGAGAUUGCUGUUCGAGAGGCUAACCCUUGGGCUGUCAUGACUUCGUACAACCUCAUCAACGGCGUCCACGCUGAUUUGAACAAGCACACAUUGAAAGACAUCCUCCGAGGGGAGUGGGGAUACGAGGGAACCGUGGUUUCUGACUGGGGAGGCAUCAACUCGUCCAUCGAAUCCGUGGAAGCAGGAUGCGACAUCGAAUUCCCCUACUCCUCAAAAUGGCGUCUGGACAAGCUCGUCACAGCCGUCAACGAGGGUCGCAUUUCGAUUGAGGAUAUUAACCAAGCAGCUGAGAACGUACUCACGUUGGUGGAACGACUCAAGGGAGGCGAUAUGUCGCCUGAAGCACCUGAGCGGGAAGAUGACCGUGAGGAAACGAGGGAACUCAUCCGAACUGCUGGCCAUGAAGGUCUUACACUUCUCAAGAAUGACGGCGGUAUCCUCCCUUUAUGCCCCAAAUCUACCAAGGUCGCUGUUAUUGGGCCCAACGCCAACCGACAUAUUGCAGGCGGUGGUGGAAGCGCGAGUUUGAACCCGUACUACAACACCAUUCCGCUUGACAGCAUUCGCAAGGUAUCUAAGCAGAAAGUCUCGUUCGCCCAAGGUUGCCAUAUCCACAAGUGGCUCCCCGUGGCAUCUGAGUACUGCACUGAACAGACGGGCAAACCAGGCGUUCACAUUGACUGGUAUGCGGGUGAUAAGUUUGAGGGUAACCCAGUAGUGAAGCAGCGCCGAACAAACACAGAUCUCUUCCUCUGGGACUCAGCGCCCUUGAGCGAAGUCGGCCCCGAAUGGUCUGCCGUGGCCACGACGUAUCUCAUGCCGAGGACAACAGGCAAACACACCAUCAGCUUCAUGAGCGUUGGGCCUGGAAAGCUCUUCGUCAAUGACAAGUUGGUUCUAGAUCUGUGGGACUGGACCGAAGAAGGCGAGGCGAUGUUUGACGGCUCGAUUGACUACCUCGUUGAUGUCGACAUGGAGGCUGACAAAGCUGUUGAGCUGCGCGUGGAGAUGACGAAUGAACUUCGUCCCAUUUCGAAGCAGAAGCAGUUCGGCAUUACGCACAAAUACGGUGGAUGUCGCAUCGGAUAUAAGGAGCAAGAUCAGGUGGAUUAUAUUCAGCAAGCGGUCCAGACGGCUCGCGACGCGGAUGUCGCUGUCGUUAUUGUCGGAGUCGAUGCGGAGUGGGAGUCGGAAGGGUAUGAUCGUCAGACAAUGGAUCUUCCAGCUGAUGGAAACCAGGACAGGCUUAUUGAAGCUGUCGUCAAAGCUAACCCCAAGACCGUUGUCGUCAACCAAUCCGGCAGCCCAGUGCAUAUGCCAUGGGUCGAUCGAGUGCCUGUGAUUCUUCAGGGCUGGUACCAAGGACAAGAAGCCGGCAAUGCAUUGGCAGAUGUCCUAUUUGGUAUUGAGAACCCAAGUGGCAAGCUCCCAAGCACGUUCCCCAAGCGCAUCGAGCACACCCCAGCAUGGCACACCUGGCCUGGCGAGAACCACAAAGUGCUAUACGGCGAAGGUCUCUACAUCGGCUACCGACACUACGACCACGCCAAGAUCGAGCCCCUCUUCCCCUUCGGUCACGGCCUCUCCUACACAACCUUCGAAUACGGCCGUCCCGAGAUCUCAACAAAGACCCUCACCCCCGAUGGCGAGAUCAAGAUCACCCUCGCCAUCUCCAAUAUCGGAUCCCGCGCCGGUGCAGAAAUUGUGCAGCUCUACGUCCACGAUGAAAAGAGUCGCUUGCCACGACCUGAAAAGGAACUCGUGGCGUUUGAGAAGGUGUUUCUUGAAGCGGAAGAGACGAGGCAUAUCACCAUCAAAUUGGAUAAGUACGCUGUUGGGUAUUAUGACGAGACUGUUCCUGGGUGGAUUGCUGAGGAGGGCGCGUUCAAGGUGUUGAUCGGAGCGUCGAGUACGGAUAUCAGACAAUCGACGAGGUUCAAUGUGAAGGAGUCGUUUACUUGGGUGUUCUGA